GGCCGGCGCCUUCAGUCUCCUCCUCCGCCGCCUCCCGAUUCCGCAGUCACUUCCUGCAGCUGUUUCCCUGUGGGUCCGGUUGGACUGACUUUUGACAGUCAGCCUUCAGCUGUGGAGGGGGCUCUGCCGGGCCGGCCGAGAAAGUUGCGCGGAGGGAGGCGAAGUAGAAUCGGGCCGAGCCGGGCGCGGAGGGCGGACGGCGGCGGACGUCCGGGGCAGGCGCGGCACCUAGACUCCCGGCGCGUCCGGGGGUUCCGAUUGAAGACCCGACUUCUCCUCAUCCUUUGGAUGAUGCCCAAGGCUUUCCUACCCAAUGAUCCUCUUGCAACACGCCGGGCUUCCUCCGCCUAAGCGGCCCUCAUCCUCUCCUCCUAUGUCAGUGGCCGCCAGGUCUACAGGGGCCUUGCAGCUUCCACCGCAGAAGCCUUUUGGGCAGGAGGCUUCCUUGCCUUUGGCUGGGGAAGAAGAGCCACCUCCGGCAGGGGAACAAGACUCUGCCCUGGAGGAGCUGUGUAAACCACUGUACUGCAAGCUUUGCAAUGUCACCUUGAACUCAGCGCAACAGGCCCAGGCUCAUUAUCAGGGUAAAAAUCAUGGUAAGAAACUCCGAAAUUACUAUGCAGCAAAUAGCUGUCCUCCUCCUGCCAGAAUGAGCAAUGCAGUGGAACCUGUGGCUGCUCCAGCUGUUUCAGCCCCUCCGCAGAUGGGGUCCUUUAAGCCAGGAGGCAGAGUGAUCCUAGCCACAGAAAAUGAUUACUGUAAGCUCUGCGAUGCCUCCUUCAGCUCUCCGGCUGUGGCCCAGGCUCACUAUCAAGGGAAGAAUCAUGCCAAGAGACUGCGGCUGGCGGAAGCUCAGAGUAACUCAUUCUCAGACUCCUCAGAGGUCGGUCAACGGCGGACCCGGAAAGAAGGGAAUGAAUAUAAGAUGAUGUCUAAUAGGAGAAAUAUGUAUGCAGUACAGAAUAAUUCAGCAGGUCCUUACUUCAAUCCCCGCUCUCGGCAGAGAAUUCCACGUGAUCUGGCCAUGUGCGUUACUCCAAGUGGCCAGUUUUACUGCUCCAUGUGCAAUGUCGGGGCUGGCGAAGAGGUGGAAUUCCGGCAGCAUUUAGAGAGCAAGCAACAUAAAAGCAAGGUGUCUGAACAGCGGUACAGGAAUGAGAUGGAGAAUCUGGGCUACGUAUAGUGAUUGUCAUAUUCAGAUAGAGCAGCUUGUCCUGCCUGUUGCUCGCCUUCUGUCAACAUGCCCUGCUUUGUGGUUCUUUCGAUAUGAGUACAUUCCUCUGCUUGAUGUUAAUACACAUAACCUGCAGUGGUACCAUAAGGUGUCAGAAUUGGGGAAGGAAAAGAACGUGCUUAAGUCAUGAUGCUUUUUCAGGUCAGUUGUGUUGAAGUGCUUAAAGCCUGUGACCGACCUACCCCAUGAGACAGACCUUUUUAUCUUGACCAAGUUCUGGUCAACUAGUAGCCUGACCACUUAGAGCUUUAACUAUUUAAAAACUUCAUAUUCUUUUACAGUGUUAGUGUUAUGUAUUGUUAAAUAAUUUUAUCGAGUUUUUGCUUCAGAUCACAGUAAAAGCAGGUAAGCAAAGAUUUUAGUUUCCCAAGGUUUCUUUGGAUUUACCAUCUCAACUCAAUGAACUGUCAGUAGGAUAUCCUAUGUAAACUGCAUUAGAAUCUUGCCCAGAGUAGUGUUUUCUGUUUAUCAUGUCCCUUCCUUAUUGAAAUGCAGGUUUUCUUGGAUUCAGACACUUCUAAUGUGUUUGUGUACUUCCAGAUAGUGAAACUUGAUUUUCAGUUGUGAAUUUCACACUUUUAAAUUCACCUUUUCUCCCUUUUUUUUUCUCCUUCAGUUGAUUUAGCUUAUCCAAUUAGCUCAUUUUCACGCCCCAGAAUGGCGUUGUAGGUUUUCCAAGCCCCAUAUUUGAAUAUCCAAUGAGUUUAGGAUAUGAUUGUUUAAAAAUAUAUUUUUCUCAGCUGGUGUUGGGAAAUGAAAUGUGUUUGAUUUUUCAACUUAGAGUUACUUCAUGAUAAUAACAUGCACUUAUGUGAUGGUCUCAACCGUAAGUUCAGAACCCUUGAUAUUUGUUUUGAUAGACUUUUUACAUAAAUGGAUCUUUACAUUUUACUUACGUUCUUUUUUGUCUUGCUAAUUUGUAGACUGUCCUGAAGAAUAUCACUACUUUACUAUUUCCAAGAAAGAAAAUUUUUUUUAAAACAGUUAAUCAAUUUUAGUAUCAUUUCCAAUAGAAAAAUACCUGAACUUUGGCAUUAUUCUUUACAAUUCAGCUUCCUUGAAGAUAUAGAUUAAUAAAAAUAUAGAUUACUUUCAUAUCUGAUAAUUAGAACAGUAUUAUUAUUUUUGCUUUUUGUUUUUAAAAUGAGAAGCUCUAGUGUUUUGUCUAGAUUAACCAAUGGAGGAUUCUAUGAACUUUCACUCACUGUAUUUUACUUAUUUACUAUAUUUACAUGGAUAAGAUGGGUGCUCAUCCAUACUGCUUUUGAAAGGCCAUGUUCAUAGAAGUUUAUAUUGAGCAAUAUCUUUGCACUAUGAUAAAUUCACUUUUUGAUUGCUUAUAUUACUAAUUAAAAAUAAAACUCCUAUUUUUCCUUAAAAAUUCGGUAGGCAAAGAGAUAAGGAGAAGGAAAAUAAUCAUCAUUCUAUUCCUUUAGUACUUCUGAACAAUUUUUGAAUUAUCUAGACCCAUAUUUAAAAUUAAGUUUUGUGAUACUGGUACACUCUCUGGUACACUAUCAAGUUACCCUUCUGUUGAAGUCAUGGUUUUUUGAAAAGGAGAAUUAUUUAGUAAUUUUAUUUUCUCCCAGAAACAGAAGAAUGAAAUAAUCUUCUGUUGAAGUGCUGUCUGGACCUGUGAAUCAGUAUAGUAACACUUUUUUGCAGUAAGCUAUAAAGUAUAAUUGAUUAUUUUAGGGCAGUUUAGAGCUUCUCUUAUUGGUUAGUAGGUUACUCAUUUUGCUGCUAAGUGUAAUUUUUUGGUAGAUUUUAAUAUGAAAGUGCUGGCCACAUGGUUCUACGAUUAUUUAAAAAUUCAUUUCCCUCUCUGUGUGUGACUACAUGUAUGUAUACACAUGUAUAUGUAUGUGUGUAUAUAUAUGUAGUUAUAUACAUACACACACAUAUAUAAACCUAUGUAUGUAUAGUUUUAUGUGAUACCAUAGAGAAGAUUUCAUUGAAUCCUUAGAUAACAGUAAAAGAUUGUGGAUAAGAAUUUACAUUUUAUACAAGUGGCAUUCAUCCACUUUCAGUUUUUUCUUUGCAGAUAAAACUAAUGAAAGGAUCUUCUCUACUCUUCCCACUUAAAAAUUUCAUUUUAUAUAUGUAAUAGCAGUGGACUUAAGGCCUUGGUGUUUUUCCUGGCCUUGCAUAUUCAGGUUUCUAGUCUCUCAGUGCCCUUAAUGGAUGUUAUGAAUGCAUAAAUGCAUUUUCUUUUAAAGAAAAAAGUUAGAUUUAUAGUGUUGUUUCUUACUUGUUCUAUUUCUUUGCACUAAAAAAGACUGAUGUUUGCUUUAUAUGACACCUUAGAAACCAUAUUGCCUACAAUAGCUGGGUUUGCUCCUUACUUUCCAAACUCUAGGCAGUUGAUAAAUAACUUCCAUGAUUAUAAAGGUUACAUACACGUCCAAAAAAAGAAUCGCAUAUCUCUAUGACAGUGGGUUGUUUUGGGCUUGUUACCUUGCAAUAUUCUCCUGUGUUCCAUAGGCUAAACAAAUGGUGACAGAGGAAAUGCCUAGGUAAAUACACCUCUGCAUGGUACAGUUUCUCAUGCUCAUGCAUUCCUUACGGACAGUGUUGGGUUUUUUUUCCUGUCAAAGAAAGCUGUUGUUAGUACUGCACUCAGUGAUAUGUGAUCUCUGUCAGUUUCAUUUAGUAAAAUCAGGUCCUGCUCUGUAAUAUCCUUUAGAAUUUGCACCCUGUGCUCCCCAGGAAUCACAUUAAUAUCUUUUUAUGUACUGUAUACAAGGAUGGACAGAGGCCUAACCAGUGGGAAACCUCUAGUCAAAUAUGUAGAUCCUAGUUCUAGAUCUGCAAGAACUCAAGAGCAUCCAAGCCUCUUCUCUGUGAAUAUCUCCAUGUAAGUUGCCAUUCAGAAAUCAAUGUUGAAGAUAAGAAUUAGAAACUCUUCCAAAAUAUUGAGGGCAAGAAGAUGUAAAGGAAAAAUUUUGGUGUUCCAAUUAAAAGAUUAGAUUGCUUAUGUCUUCGAAGUGUUUUUUCAAGAAUAUUCAGCUACAGAGCUGAUUGUGCCAUGUGAUCCUUUCAACUCCACAUUGAAGAGAAAACGUUUUGUUGGUUUUGUCUUUGUAUGUCAUGUAUCACAACUUGUAAAUAUGUGCAUGUUGUUUAUGACGUGUGUCUAUUUGUCUCUUAUUGCACUGAAAUCUGCAAGGUGAAUAAUUGCCCUAUACCAUUUGCAAAAACUUCCUCCAAUUCUUCCUCACUGUUGCCCCUUUUCUUGAGUUGAUAAACUUAGAAAACCAUUUAGAAUUUUUUGAAACCCUGAGAUUGAAUGAAAAAUCAUGGCUGUCUGAGAUCAUCUCCAUGUUCCUCUAACUUUAACAGCUGAAAGGAAAGCAUGAGAUCAUCCACCUUAUUUUAUAGAGCUGUUCUACAAUACUGAUGUACUUGCUUGUAUCUAUACUUUGAACUAGGAUUAAAGAUAUAUAUAUAUACACAUGUAUGUGUAUAUACAUAUAUAUUAUACAUCUGAUUAAGUCUUCCUCUGUAGAUAGACUUGAAGGAUUAAUGGUGGUAUUAAUGAUUCCCUCACUCCUGAAUCAGUGGGGACUAUGAACAACAACAGUUGGAGGACUGUUCAGUGACCCAUUAAAACGAGUCCCCCUUGAGUCAGGGCAGACAUGUAACUGUUCUGCAUAAUGUCUCUACAGAGAGGCCUAGGAGUGAUGGAUUUGAAACCUAAUCUGUUUUGUUUCCUCACUGUCAGAACACAGGCUGGAAGGACCUUCCAAAACAGUUGGUGUGGCAUAUACGAAAGACAGCAGAGUUGCUUUAGAAGUAGAGAAAUGGUUUGUCAGUAUAGGUAAAAGUUUAAUGCAGGCUUUUGAACAGAUACUCUAAAAAGAUUCCAUCUUGCUGGCUUUUCUUUUUUCAACCAGCCAAAUCACCAUUUAGAAGUUUCAUGCAUCAUAUAGAAUGUCUUGUUGCUUUAAUGUUUUUGGUGGUGGACCCCUGUCAUUGUGAGCUAUUACUAUCAUUCUUACUGAAUGGACAAAUAGCUGUGUAAAUAGCUUCUCAUACGACACUUCUACUGAUAGCUGUUUGACUUUGUCUUCCCGCUACGAAUGGGAGGAUCAUUUAUCAACUCCCUUUCUGGGUAGCUACCAAAAAAAUACUGGCUUAUGGUCCCAUGUGACCCUGUCUUUGUUAAGCCCAGAUUAUGAGUGCCUUUAGCAAGUUUUAGCAUUUCACAGAAAGAAGAGAUGAUAGAAUUAUUGCCAUUAGUCACAAUGCAUAAAAUAGGAAAUUGGAGUAACAAAGCUUUGUGUGAAUUCUGUGUUCUGCAUCUUUUUUUUUUUUAUUUGUGCAAUCUCAAUUUGAUAUUGAGUAAAACUGUAUGAUAACUGAUCAGGAACCAUAUAUCCUGAAAAUGAAUCCAGUUGUCCAAGGCUGGCAACGGUCAUUGAUUUUUUUUUUUUCCACUUUGAUCUGCAUUGCAUUUAUAUUUAGUGAUUGAUAGUGUGAUGGAUUGGGAAGAGCUUGAAAUUGAUGUUUGGAAAAACUUUAUUCCAGUAUCAUUUUCAAAUACUGUCUUAUCUAGUACUGUAGAGAGGACAGAUUAUGUAUUUGCACAUGAAGUGUGUGAAGACUGUCAUGCAUAAUACUUAUUCAUUGUGCUGUUAUAAUUCAUCUCUACAUUUAAAAUAGGUACCUUGACAAAUCAGGUUCAAGAUGUUUUAAAGUAAAAUUUUUCUUACUUCAAUGAAUUUAAAAUUCUAAAUUGCCUGUACUCUUUGAGUCUCUAAAACGCACUGCUAAUUAAUUUUGCUGCAGAAAUACUAACAUUUUUCUUGACAGUUUAUUAUGAGAAAUUUUAAAAGUACCUUAAAGUUAACAAAUUUUACAGUAUAUUAGCACUAGAUUCUACUGUUAACAUUUUCCAGUACUUAUAUUACCAUAUAUUUGUCUGUCCCUCUGUUUAUCCGUUGAACAAUGGAGUUUUAAAAAAAUAUACAUUUUAGUGUAAAUUUCAGAUACUUCCCUAAACAAUUCAGCAUAGGCAUAAUUAACUAUAGUUUAAUAUCUGUUUACAUAUUUACAUCUUUUAACAAGCAGUGUAUGAAGUUGAUAACCUGAGCCAGUUAACAUAUGUCUUUUUCUCCUGUGGACUUCAGCCUUGUUUCUGUUUUUGUAUAUGCUUAGAGUGAGGGAAGACAACUCCUUUUCAAACUGAAGUUUUUUGGUGUUGGUCAUUUUAUUGCUUAAUUGUCAUACAUUUUAAAGCUUCAUGAUAAGAAUUUUUUCUUUAUCCCUGUUUUUAUGAUGUAUGUUUGCUCAACUAUGCAGCUUCUUUAGAAAACUGUAAAUUACUGAUUGGGGUUUAUUAAAUCAGCUUAUACCUCAUUUCAAUCUACUGCUGCUUUUUUCUCCGUGGUAUCAUUUCUCCCUUUACUAUUUUCACCUGUUCUACCAGAGAAUAGAGAGGCAUAAAGGGUCAACCCCACAGAUGAUUAGCUGUUUAAAACAACUCUAGAAGAACAGAUGGAGUAGUUUAGAAAGUUGAAACCAUUAGUUUAUCUAAAGCCUUUGAAUUCCCUGAGAAUUGUAACUGCCCUUGCUUUCUCUUAGCCAUAAUUAGCAGGAUUAAAAAUGAUUGUACUGUACAAUGAGUUGUUGAAAUUGUAAGCCUUAGUAACCAUAUUUAGCUUUACUCUAGUACUGUUUAGGAAAAAAGUAUUGACAUAUGCCUUUAUUUUUAUGCCAAUUAUUUUGUGGACAAAAUCAGAAGAAUUUAAGUGACUUCUUGCAGAUUAUGAAGAUUCAGUGGGUAAGUCAGAACUGAAGUUUUGAUAUCCUGGAUUCAUAUUCUUGUGCUCUUUGAUAAAAUUCAUGGCUUUCAAAAUAAACUCUCCCUUUAGGGCGCUUGAAAUGAAACUAUCUAUUUUUACUAAUUAGACCUUUGUUUUUUGGACAUUUUACAAUUCUUUGAACUUAAAAGAUUUUUCCAUGGUCAUAGUUUCUCAUUAAGUCAAAAACUGCUAAAAAUCACACUUUGCUGUUGAAUACUAAAAAUACAGGUUUUAUCAGAUUUCCUUUCACAUUUACAUAACCUUCAUGAUUCACUCAUAACUCUUUCUGUGUAAGUGCUUAAGUGACCCCCUCACUAGUGAAAAUAAAUGUUCUAUAUCACUGAUUAUAUGUAUAUUCUCUACAUGAUAUAUUUUUUUAAGGAAAAGUAACCCCAUGUGUCCGGAUGAACAAUAUUAUCCUAGUGCAAAGCACAUAUGAAGUGGUUUGUUUCUAUUCUGAAAAUCUGGCAUUUACAGGAACAAAACUUUUAGAGUGGCUGGUCAUUGUUUUACCUUCUUUUGGUACUUGAGCAUCUUCCUGUGGUUUUGUAAAUGUGUGUCAUUUUUUAAGAAUUUCAUGUUGAUUCUGUGUUAAUUGGUGUCCACCUUGUGGUAUCCUCAGCUGACCAUAAUAAUUUAGUUUGGAUAUGGGGUGUCUGCUUUGAAAUGCCUUACUAGAGUGUGGCAGACUCUGCUCUAAAGCAUUCCGUGUGUCUGCUAAGACAAUAAGUUGCCUCUCUUGGAUGUAUGCUCUAGAUCCAGAAGCAAAACUGGUUUUACUUUCACUGUUAAUGUUGCAUUUUAGCUCAUUGUUUUAAAUUAGAGAAUAAAAUUGUGGAGCCAAGGGAAACUUUACAACCCUUCAUUUAAUGGCAUGGCAAACUUUUAAAAUUGCUUUUACUGUUUCCCUAGAACGAUGUUUCUGGUAAAGGAUAUAGCUAAAAAAUGCCUGCCAGAACUGUAUGAAAUUGGGUUUGUUUCCUACAAUUUCCCCUAAAUGUCAUACAGGGAUUUAACAUCUGUGUAUGCUGCUGGGGCUUUGUGCCAGUCACCACUUUGGAAAUCUGUGUUCUGAGGCCACAUAAAUGGCAAAAAUGUCUUGGGAUUGAAGCCAAUCAACUGUGAACUGUGAAAUCGAAAUUGCUCUUUUGGUUUUAUUUUCUUAAGCAUAUUGAAUAGAGAAUCUUGAAAGUUAUUUAAAAUUUACACUGCUUCUGUUGAUGGCUCAUUUUGGCUGUGUAUCCUCAUUUAUGUACUGAUUUCUGAUAAAGGCUUGACGUUAUUAUAACAGUCAUUUUGUGUUCAAUUUAAUAAAAGAGUUUCCGAGUCUUGUCUGCAAA
Messenger RNA from Odocoileus virginianus texanus, 8381 nucleotides. It is a transcript of the gene ZMAT3, whose product is annotated as zinc finger matrin-type 3. Lineage: Eukaryota; Metazoa; Chordata; Mammalia; Artiodactyla; Cervidae. The record is from RefSeq and is a predicted model, not a curated record. Gene Ontology annotation, molecular function: nucleic acid binding; zinc ion binding.